AUGAAACCUCUGUUGUCUAUUGCUGCUGUCGCCUCAAUUUUGGCUCUGAGUUCUAGACGCCAACGGCGACAUCGAAGUCGGGCCCCAGUAGCUGUGGCUACGGGUGGAGGUGCAUCAAAUCGUUCGAAUGCGGUUCCAUCGUCAGCUCCUCGGGUGGUACGAGCUUCUGCUCCACCUUUACCGACCACACCGGUUCCUGUACCACUUAUCCCGACCGGAUCAGCGCCACCACCUCCUGCUGCAGUACUUGUGGUAGAACCACCGCCACCUUAUACUGCUGCUGCUGACCCCGGUAGCGCUCUCGGUGGUCCGCGACGGGGACAUCGACGGAAUAAGCGACAAACAAGUGCGGAUGCUGCGCCGAAGUCGCGGGGAAAAGGCAAGUGAUU
Molecule: messenger RNA, 389 nt
Organism: Cylicostephanus goldi
Lineage: Eukaryota; Metazoa; Nematoda; Chromadorea; Rhabditida; Strongylidae
Source: the annotation of a GenBank genome assembly